Molecule: messenger RNA, 3383 nt
Organism: Drosophila novamexicana
Lineage: Eukaryota; Metazoa; Arthropoda; Insecta; Diptera; Drosophilidae
Product: adenylate kinase isoenzyme 5
Exons: 10
Coding region: 1168-3027 (619 amino acids)
Biological process (GO): CDP biosynthetic process; UDP biosynthetic process
Cellular component (GO): cytoplasm; nucleus
Molecular function (GO): ATP binding; UMP kinase activity
Source: RefSeq, a predicted model, not a curated record
UACGAUAUUUGAUAUUUGAAAAUAACGAUUUAAGUGUUGUAAAACGUAACAAUUGAAGUGCUGUCAAAUUUAACAGAUUUUAACAGAUGCAGAAAUAGUAUAAGACUUAAAGUCAGAUAAAUACUAAGAAACUUAAGGCUAAAAUUAUGCUGGACAUUACUUCAAGCAGCAAACUGUAGUAUUUGUGUGGCUUGAGCUGCGCUAACCAAAUGAACAGCUGCAAGUCAGAGGUUUUAUUUACACCAAAAACGACAGGCACAAUCAACGAUGUCGACAGGAUGGCAGCAGGGCAACAAUAUGACAGGAGCAUCAACAGAAACAGCAAAAGAGCUUGAAAGAUUAGUGAGAACGCACCAGGCUGGCCGGGACAUUGUUUGGAUUGCAUAAACAAACGGCGGCCCAGGCACAGGCCCUGUACGGCACACGGCACAAGGCAUCGGAUAGAGCAACAACUUUCCAGUGCUGGGGCUAUGACAAACUGCCGGUCAAAUUUAAUAUUGGUCUAUGCCGCCUGGUCACAUAUAUUACUUAGUUAACCCAUACGAAUACAUUGUGAAUCAUAUGAACGACUGGAACUCAUAAAGUAUUCAUUAAUUGGAAACGCGCGCGCCUGCCUAACUGACCAAUUGCCGAGGAUUGUAGCUGGUAAAAACCGAACCAUUUGUCAAAUUUGAAAUUCAGUCUCGUUUCGGACGUUCGGGCAGCAGAACCUGCAUAUAUUUGUACCACACAGUACCGCAAUCGCAGCCACAAAUCAGAGGCAAUAUCACGCUUUAUGGGGUAUGGUAACGGCCAAGCCUGAAAUAACCGGCGCUAUGUAGUAAACAAUUUUCCUGUGCGUGUUGCCAACGAAAAAUGUUAACGUGUCGCCCAGAGAUACCAAAAGAGCGAAACCACAUACAAUAACAAAUACGAAAAAAAUAUACAAUAUAAAGUUCUACAAAAAAAAAACAAAAAACCAAAAAAAUAUAAAAGAAAACAGAGUCUAGCAAAAUAAUAAGAGUGCAUAUAGUUGAAACGUUGGUGGAAAGUUCCAUUUGAUUUUCAUAACCAAGCGCACUGAACUCUCACCCUCUCUCAAUAUAUGCGUUAAUUGAGUGGGGCACGAGUGGAAAAACAGGCAAAAGACAUUGCGAAAAUUCAGCUAUACUGGCCACCGAAUGGAUAAUGGGUAUUUGUUUAGACACAGAUGCCAGCGCGGCACAAGAUACCGGCGAACCAGGCAACGAUUGGAAUCAUACACGGAAUCGAAAUGGCCCAAAUGCCGGACCUGGCAGCGUUAUGGCACUGAACGGCAAUGGGCGGCUCGGUUCGGGCAACAUCGCUGCUAUCGAUAUGCAAAAUGCUGGAAAGAUCAAAUUCGAUCCGCCCAAGGUGCCAGUGAUAUUUGUUUUAGGCGGCCCAGGUAGUGGCAAGGUCACCCAUUGCGAUACUUUCAUGCAGGAGCGACGCGGUGUUACGCACAUCAAUAUGAUGGAUCUGCUGCAGCAAUAUGCAAUGGGAAGUGAUAUGCAAGACUUUUCGCAACUGUCGUCGAAAACAGUCACCGAGGUGUUGAUGUUGGAAAUGAAAAUGGCUCCAGCUGCCAAAGCAUACCUAAUAUCUGGAUAUCCACGUUCCAUGCGCGACGUUGUCGAAUAUUCCGAGAAGAUACAAGUCGUAAAUGGCGUUAUCCUAAUAUCCUGGCGCCAGUCGGUGCUGCAGAAACAAAUCGAUUAUGGCGCUAAAUUAGGUCAUGUUGUACUCUCCUUAGCCAAAAUGGAAUUGGAAAAUUUCUUUAAAAAUGUGAUGCCAGUCGCUGAUUAUUUUGAUCAAAGCGACAUGCUGUUGGCCGUAAAUGGCGAGCGUGCGCCUACAGAAGUGUAUAAAGACUUUCGCACCGCUGUGCUUGACAUACUGAGCACGCUCGAGAAUCAAGAGGCCAUACUGAAUGGAGUUACAGACCAAGUCGUCGCACCUGUGCCACGUGAGCGCAAUGUCACAAACGCUGUGAUAUCUCACAUAGCCGCCAAUACGGUCACAGCUGCAGCGACUCUCAGAACAGGCGGCACCAGUGCGGAUGACGACAGUGGCGUAGUUGUCACCCAGCAGCCGAAGCUGACUCAUGCCGGCAACAGCAUGGAUGCCAGCGAUGAACCGGAGCCAACCAUACCGCCCAUUAUUUGGGUAAUUGGCGGUCCGGGCAGUAACAAGGCCACACUGUGCUUAAAGGCGAUUAGCCUGAAUCCGGGCUGGUCGCACAUCAGCGUGGGUCGUCUACUGCGCAACAUUACGGACACUGCGCCACGUGCCAACACCGAGAGCUAUGCCGUCAAAGAGGCUCUUGCUGCUGGCGAAAUGGCCCCAGAGAAGUCGCUGAAUCAACUGCUGGAUAACAAUAUACGUCAACUGCAGGAUAAAUCGGGCAUUAUCAUUGACGGAUAUCCACGCAAUCUGCAGCAGGUCAAAUACUUUGAAAAUAAGUACAAACAACGUCCACCCACCAUACUAUUGGACUGCUCAAAAUUACAGCUGGGUCGGGGACGUAUAGACGAUACGGUCUCCUCGUUUCGACGUCGUCUGGAGCUAUUCCGUGAGCAGACCUUGCCUAUGCUGAAGACAAUGGACAGCAGCAAUCGGUUACAGAUUGUCGAUGGCGACACGGACAGUCCCUCCGUACAGCGCGAAUUCGAGCGGCUUAUACGGAAUCACAUUCAACAGUUGACCAAUAAGCUUGAGGGCGAGGAUGCCUCCGAGACGCUGGGCAAUCACGUGAUGCGCAACGAACAAACGGAUGCCAUACUGCAUGAUCUGGAAACGAAUGUGCCGGGUGCGGUGCCCACGAUCAGUCAUCAUGUUAGCAUGAUGAAUGGCCAUCUGAAGAGUCGGGGCAGUGCUCUGGUAAGCGCUAAAAGACCCACACAAAUGAUGAACGGACAUGUGGCUGGACGACCUGGCACUGGGCCGGUAGCGCCGCUUGCUCAACCCGUCGAUUUUCGCCACAUGCUCGAGGAGGCCGAACGCUAUCCGGUGGAUUCGUAUAUGUAGCAUCGGACGAGUAUAGGAUAAAGAAGAUCUUAUUAAAGAGUUUUAUAGUUUUUAUAAGCGGAAUUCGUUAGGCCCAAGUUCUAUUGUUAAUGUUGUUUUGUUGGUAUUUAAUAUUUUAUAGAAUGGCGCCACUUAGCUGGCGGUUUUUGAUAUACUUAGUAUUUAAUAAUGGCUAAAAAGAAUUGAGGCCAAUUUAUUUUCAUUGCAUUCAAGUUUGAAUAAGUUUAGUAGAUAAACACAGUGACAUACACCUUAAUAACUCGUAAGUGCCUUCACUAAAGGUUUCAAUACAAUUGAAGGUAGCAUUACGAAUAGCAAAAAGCUUAGAGUGAAAGAAAAACAAACUUAUUUAUAAC